AUGGCAUCAACAUCUGCUGGUGCGAUGAGAGCUUUAUCGUUGGAACUGAAAGAUCUUCAAUCCCAGCCCGUUGAAGGGUUUACGAUAAACGUUAACGAGGACAACUUGUUUUUAUGGACGGUUGGAAUAUACGGAGCACCGAAGACAAUAUAUCAGGUUCGUACAAGUUCAGGAAACUUUCAAACGGUAAAAAAUAAUAUUUAGUAAUUUUGCUUCACUUUUCUAAGGUAGAAAUAAUCGUUUCUAUGCAGCGGCUUCACACGAAACGAAAUUUUUGCCGCUCUCGUGUUACAGUUGUGGUUCCGAAUGAAUUUUCACACGAUUUUUCCGUCAACGAAAAUGAACACUGAAAGAUGUGGGCACCGAUCACCCGGCGCAGCAUGAUUGAAAAAUAAAGAAAAAAAUAAUCCACAUAAAAAAAGAUUUCUUAAUUUUAAUGGAAAAACACCUUGCUUUUUUUAGGGUGGUUAUUUCAAAGCUCAUAUCCGCUUUCCAACGAAUUAUCCAUAUUCUCCACCUACUGUCAAGUUUCUCAACAAAGUUUGGCAUCCGAAUGUUUACGAGGUUUUUUUUUUUACUUCAACAGGUUUUCCAGUAGCGUGAUUCUUGCUGUUUUAUAUAUUUUUAUUGAUUCUUUCUAAUUAUUGCAGAAUGGCGAUCUUUGUAUCAGUAUUUUACACGCACCUAUUGAUGAUCCGCAUAGUGGAGAGUUGCCGUGUGAAAGAUGGAACCCGACACAAAAUGUUAGGUUAGUAUGAAGUUUGGAAGAAAAUUGAAAAUUCUCCAAUUUAAUGACUUUCUACUGACUGGCUAUGACUCUGACGCAAAACUAUACAACUUCGAUUCAUAUAUGGGCCAUUCCAGCUUGUCACGUUUUUUUUCCGCCGAAAGGCUAGGUCAAAUUUGACCAACUUCGCUUCAAGACCUUUGUUUCUUACCGUUAUAAGAGCGGAAAUUUGAUCUAAUUUGGUAUACGGUUUUUUCGGGGGAAAGAAUAACGUGACAAGCUGGCGCGCAAUAGGCUAUAAUAUCUCGUUUAAAAGAAAAAUUUUUAGUGUUAUUUUUCACUUUAAAUGAACUUAGUUUUUAGAACUAUUUUGCUAUCUGUGAUUUCCCUUCUCAACGAGCCCAACACGUCUUCUCCAGCAAAUGUUGACGCUUCGGUCAUGUACAGAAAGUGGAAGGAUGGCGGCGAUUCGGAGUACGCGACUAUUGUUGGGUAUACUUCUAUUUCGUGAAUCGCUUCUUAUCGGAAACUUUUCAGUAAGCAAGUAGAGGAUUCUAAAAAAGAAGCGGAAAGAGACGGUGUUGUCGUUCCAGAAACCGUUGAAGAAUACUGCGUUAAAUGGUGUCCACCUCAACAAGACGAUGCUUUUGACUCGAUGGAAUAUGGUUAGAAUUUUUCUCACCAAUUUUCACUUAUUGCGUAACCGCAAGAACUUGAUGGUACGAUUUUUCUGAAGUCUUUGAAGUACUGAUCUCAGAGCACGCAAAUCUCAAGGUCGUUAAUUUUUGAAUUUAUGAACCUUCGAAUGUGUGAAUAUAUGAAAUUCCAUUUUAUUUCUAUUUUAUUUUUUUCCUUUUUUUAACAGUAAAAUUAGAAAUGAGCACCAAAUAUAAUUCAUUCACGAAUUAAAUAAUUUUCGUUGAGACUUUUGGCCAAGUAUUAAAUACUUUUUUCGGUAAAAAAGGCAGAGUGAAGCUGAAAAAAAAAUGAAAGAAAUGAAUGACUAUCGGAGAUAGGAAAAAAAGUAUUUUUCAUUCAGUUUGGAAAUUGAAAAGUUGAAAAAAACAAAAAAAUUUUACCUCUUUAGUGAAGAGUCUUUACACACUUUGUAUCUGAAAUUAUAUUUUGCGUAUAACAAAAAAAUAAUUACUAACUUGGUCUUAUGAAUUAAAAGUUGGCGGACUUCGGGAUUUUUUUCCACUUUAUCAUAUUGAUAGAGAUUUUUUUUUGACGAAAAGUCCCCGGCGUUCUCUUUUCCGACUUUUUUCAGAACUUACACGUACGGAAUGUCUUCAUACGAAUAAUAUAGUUUAUUCACAAUGGAAAAAAACAAAGAAACAGCAAAAAAGUGUGAAAAAUCACGAAAAAAAUUAUAAUAGGAAAAAAAGUCGUGAAAUUUUUCUAGCAAUAUGAAAAAAAUUUAAAAAUUUUGCUCAUCUUCAAUUCAUACCACAAGUAACGAAACUUUACCGGUGUUCUUCAUUCUUUUUUUAGAUUCCUAGCACGCUGGUCAUUGUAUUUUUUUACUCAUUUUGGCAAUUGUUUAAGCUGAAAUAUAAUUUAGCGAGAAAUCUCAAGAAGCUUAAUUUCUUUUUCCAUGUAAUUUAUUUCACUCAGAAAAAAUUCAUUAAGAUGAUGAUUUUUACGACGAUUAUGAUGACGGCAGUGACAACGAAGAGGGAUGCAACGAAGAAGAUGAGGACAGUGGACAAGGCGAAAACUGA
Messenger RNA from Caenorhabditis auriculariae, 2451 nucleotides. The record is from the annotation of a GenBank genome assembly. NCBI's taxonomy places the organism in Eukaryota, Metazoa, Nematoda, Chromadorea, Rhabditida, Rhabditidae.